CCCAACCCCUCCUCACCAGCAACGGCGAGAACGCCCAACCAAUACCCCACCACGGCGCCGCCGCAGCACCACGCCGCGCUCGCCUUCCCUAGCUCCCCUACGGCCUGUCCGCUCGACCCCGUCCCGCUAUGUAACCAACCUGCACCUGCCCAAGACUAGCUCCACUACGCACUCGCUCGCAGAGCAAUGGAUCACUCCAUGAAGCCAGCUGCUGCCCUCUCAGCGUUCUCGUCCCGGAGAUGGGUCCUCGCCACCUCCCUCUGCUCCCUCGCCUGCCUCUUCCUCCUCUCCGCCGGCCUCCUGCUCCUCGCCGCCGGCUACCGCCCGUUGCAGCCGCGCGGCGCGGCGCCGUGGGACCGCUUAUCCAGGGUGCGGCAGAAGGCGGCGCCGUCGCCUGCCCGUGCCUCGCACGCCGCGGUUGCGCCGGCGCCGGCGCCAGACGCGGGCUCACCAGGCGCCCUUGAUCGGAGCCAGGAGGAGGAUGCCGGGCCGCCGUCACCGGACCCCGCGCCGGCGGAGGAGGAAGGGGAGGACGGCGGCGACGGCGAGUGCGACGUGUUCGACGGGACGUGGGUGCGCGACGACGCGGCGUGGUAUCCGCUGUACGAGGCCGCGGAGUGCCCGUUCCUGAGCGACCAGGUGGCGUGCCGCCGGAACGGCCGGCCGGACUCCGGCUACGAGCAGUGGCGGUGGCGGCCCAGGGGCUGCGGCGGCCGCGCGAGGCUGGGCGGCGCGGAGGCCCUGGAGCUGUGCCGGGACAGGCGGCUGGUGUUCGUUGGCGACUCGCUGAACCGCAACAUGUGGGAGUCGCUCGCCUGCAUCCUCUACGCGGCGGUGCCGGACCGGUCGCGGACGCGCAUCGUCGACGACGCCAGCUCCGAGUACAGGAUAUUCCGCGCCAUGGACUACAACUGCUCGGUGGAGUUCUUCUGGAGUCCGUUCCUUGUGAAGCUCGAAAGAAAGAUCAACCAGACCAGGGCGCUCCAGUUGGACCAGCUGCCGGCCAUGCUGCAGAGGACCCUGGGCGCAGAUGUUCUCGUGUUCAACACCGGCCACUGGUGGACUCACACUGGCAAGCUCAGGGCGUGGGACCAUCUCGAGAGAGACGGGAAGACGGUCGAGAUGGCCGGGGAGGAAGCCUUCAACAGAGCGCUGAGGACCUGGGCUAGGUGGGUCGACCGCAACAUAGACCCCACUAGAACAAGAGUAUUCUUCCGGAGCGUCUCGCCUGAACAUAAGAGUGUAAACUGGUGCUACAACCAGACGUCCCCUAUCUCCACUGGAACAGUUGCUCCAUGGUUUCCAAAAAGCCUGGUCACCAUUGUGGAGAGGAACAUCAAGAACAUGAGAACACCAGUCACAUAUCUGAAUAUCACCCACCUCUCGGAGCUCCGGAUCGACGCACACCCAUCAGUUUACACCAUCACCCGGGAAGGGAAACCGCUGAGCCCAGAGCAGCAGCAGCAACCGCUCACAUAUGCUGACUGCAGCCACUGGUGCCUACCAGGGCUACCAGAUACCUGGAAUAUGCUUUUGCUCGACUCUUUGAUGAGACCACCCUCUAAUGUACAUUUGCUAGGGUGAAGCGUAAUACAAUAUUAUUUUUGGGGGGCAGCUUCACCUUGCCUGGUGUGAUAGUAAAGUGGAAGAGAAGGGAAAACAACUAAAAUCAUGAUAUACAGACAUCGCUACAUAUCAGUAGCACUUUUACAUUGAAGAUAUGAUCAUAUAGCCUAAAUUCUACAACAGUAGACAAGCAAAAAUCAUCUAUUCAAUUGUACACAUUGGCUAAGCAAUCAAAUAAAGGAGAGCAAAUGAGAACUAACAAGUACGAUGACAAUACUCGCUACAAAACACAGCACUAGACAAUCUGACAUUGGAAUACAAACUAAUUCAGCACCAAAAUCUACACUAGGUCAAUAGAAUGCAUGGGCAUGGGCAGGGCAGCAAACAGCAGUGCAAGCCAUAAACAAUAAAAUGGAGAUUGCAACUUAUGUAAGACUGUUUUCAUGCCAGAAAAUGUCAUUUGUGACCACAUGUCAGCUAGGUAUAAAACUAGCUUCAAACAUAUUAUAGUAGCAAAUUUCUGAACCCUAUAACAGAGAACACAGCUCAUUGACAGUAGCAAUGUGAGCAUGUAAAACAUUCUGACUAGGAAUAUGUAUAUGUAAAUUGUAAUAGUCAUAAAAAGGGUCUGACAACAAGAAAAGCAUACUCAAGAUAUUCAUCAGACAUGUUGCCAAAAAGUAAGCAAAUGUGCUACAAAGCUAAACCUAAUUUAUAACCUUCAGGUUUAGAGAGAUCCAAAUGGGAGAAAGAGAACAUAAACCCGUCAAUAAUCUCCAUCUCAUAACCUUCAGGUUUAGAGAGAUCCAAAUGGGAGAAAGAGAACAUAAACCGGUCAAUAAUCUCCAUCUCAUAAGGUAAAAAGGCAUGUGACUAAGGCCAUCCUUUAGAGCUAACUAUUAGCUGCUAGCUGAGGCCCGGUUUGAAUAGUUGGUUAGUAGUCUUAUCUAUCACCUAGUUAACAAUUCUAUUUAGCUGAUUCACCAAGGUAACACAGCUAAAUAUUUAACUAUAGGCAUAAGGAAAAACAAAAGAUCUGCUGACAAUAUCAUGUAGUAAUUAUCCACUAUCCAAGCUUCAAAAACAAAGAUAGCUUUAGGAUUUAUUUUGGAGAAGGUAUGCAGUGUUCUGCAAACAGACUAUAAAUUCAAAAGGAAAAAAGAAGCCUGCAUUACAAUCAUAGAUCAUACAUACAAACAGCCCACAACCCACAGCAUGUGUCCACUAAUAAAAAGCCAAGGUUGAACAAAUCACUGGCUAAAGAUAACAAAGGAAUCUCAUAUAAUAUGACAAUAAACAAGACACCAUAGAUUUAAAAGUGCAACUUCACUUAUCAAUGUAAACUGAAAACUGCAAAGCAGUCAUAAGUACAAGUGAAGCAUUAUCAAGAAACACUGAACUAGCUUGAUUUAUCCAACAUUGAAAAUUGGUAGUGCAAACUCAUUCCAGAAUCCAGAUCAGAAGUAGCCACUAGCCAGAAUAUGCAAGACAUCCAUGUGAAUUCAGCACAACCAUUGCAAAGCACAUGCUCCCAAGAGUUGUCACAAACCUGAGUCAUACAUCCACUAGAAUUCAAUCAAUAAUUCAGCUGAGUACAGAUAUAAAUACAGAACAUACACAAUAAUGAAUUAAAAAAUAGAAAUGCAAUGCUUAAUACAUUAGGCUUCUUAACAUACUUGGAGAAUUUUUUUAUAAGGCGGGAUUUAUCAAGUAUAGCAAAAUGUUCUAUGCACUAUGAUGACUGCACACAGAUAUUCCAGAGCUUUUGAGUGCAAAUAUAUCACACUAGGAUCAGUGGGAAACUGAAAAUAUUAUUGCAACACAAUAAAAUCAAGGCAGUAACAACAUAACAAAAUCAAGGCAGUAAAUUAGAUCUACUACUGAUGAGACAGAACACAAAAAAAGGUAAAAAAAAUUCAUGAACUAUCAAGAAAGAAGGGAAUAAAAGCAUUCUGGAUACCAGCUUACCCACAACCAAAAAAGAAACUUAACACAUUUGCAGUGCGCAAAGAUAGAUUUGUAUAGUUACAUUACAUAGUAAUGAUAUAUAAAUACACUUAUGUUAAUAAAGAAAUAAUGGAUAAGUUCACAAACAGCUUAUGAACUCAUUAUUCAUAACACUGCAGCUAUCUAUCAAGCAGCCAACAAAGAUCUCUAGCAUUCUAAAAGACAACAUGGUCUUUAGAUAUAGGACUCCGGUAAUUUAAUGGUAGUACGGAACGAGGGAACAGAAGGCAUUAUUUGAGGCCAAUGUCCCAAGCACCACAUGCAAGAUGAGAUAGGAAACAACCUUUACAAAAAGUUUACGCUAAUGCCAAAGUACCAAAUAAAAGGGAACUUAGGAAGGGUAUCAGUGACAUGAAUGCAGAAUAGGCAACACUGCAGACACUAGCAUGAAGUAAUGCUGAUAAUGGUUAUGCCACAAGCAACCAGUAAUAAACAUGACUCCAUGAUAAGAAUUAAUAAACGUGAACUUAAGGACCAACUAGAUCUGAACAAGGAGGAAUUUAGUUAUGCGCUAAAAAAGCAGUUG
This is a messenger RNA of Panicum virgatum (switchgrass), 4099 nucleotides long. RefSeq names its product protein trichome birefringence-like 1. Bases 187 to 1584 code for a protein of 465 amino acids. Gene Ontology annotation, cellular component: Golgi apparatus. Gene Ontology annotation, molecular function: O-acetyltransferase activity. Lineage: Eukaryota; Viridiplantae; Streptophyta; Magnoliopsida; Poales; Poaceae. The transcript has 5 exons. The record is from RefSeq and is a predicted model, not a curated record.